AAAUUCGGGUUUGGGUCAUUUUUGGGUCAAUAAUUUCGGGUCAACUUUCGGAUCACGGGUCGAGUCAAUCGGGUCAGGUCAGAAUUGUCAAGUCUAACACGUGGCUAAAUCCCAUUCAAUUCUAUUCUAUUCAAAUUUUUAAGCAUGACCGGUGGACCUGCGCCAUAACAUUCAAUACCACUCACUAAAAUACUCGCACUUCCUUUUUGCUGACUGUAUAAUUACACCUUCCACAAUUACCAAAACACCCUCAUUCACACCCUCAAUUUUCCACAAUCACAAGGGCGUAAUCGUCAAAUCAACCCUAAAAAACGCAAUUAAAAAAUAAAACUAAAAUUUCACUUCAAUUUUCUCUCUCCUCCGUCACUUUCUCUCUCCUAACACACUUUCUCUCUCCUCCAUUUCCAUCAUCAAUGGCUUCAACGGCAUUCCGUCUCCGCCGUAUUGCCGCCGUUUCCUCCGCCGCAACAAUCACAUUAACGGUCUCAUCUUCCAGAAAUGACCGUGGAACUACAGUGGGACCCGAAAUUCUGGCGAAAAUUUCCGACGCUUACGCUGUCGUUCCACCUCGACCGGCUCAAAUGUCGGCGUUGUCCGGUUCCACCGCCGACAAACCGCUUGAUGUGCUCGUGAUUGGCGGCGGUGCUACCGGGUGCGGUGUCGCGCUUGAUGCUGCUACUAGAGGUCUUCGUGUUGGGGUUGUUGAGAGGGAGGAUUUCGCUUCUGGAACUUCUUCUAGGUCUACUAAAUUAAUUCAUGGAGGUGUACGCUACCUUGAGAAAGCUGUAUUCAAUGUUGAUUAUGGGCAACUGAAACUUGUCUUCCAUGCCCUUAAGGAACGCAAACAGCUGAUAGAUAAUGCUCCACAUCUGUGCCACUCUUUACCAUGCAUGACCCCAUGCUUUGGAUGGUUUGAAGUGGUAUACUACUGGGCGGGAUUGAAACUAUAUGAUCUAGUUGCAGGGGCAAGAUUGCUACAUCUAUCAAGAUAUUACUCAGCACAACAGUCUAUUGAGCUCUUUCCCACUCUUACAAGAAUGGGAAAUGAUAGAAGUUUAAAGGGCACUGUAGUGUAUUAUGAUGGGCAGAUGAAUGACUCUCGACUCAAUGUUGGUUUGGCAUGCACAGCAGCAUUAGCUGGUGCCUCUGUGCUUAAUCAUGCAGAAGUUGUUUCAUUACUUAAGGAUGAAGUUGAUGGGCGGAUAAUUGGUGCAAGAAUACAUGACAAUCUCUCUGGAGAGGAAUUUGAUACAUAUGCUAAAGUUGUGGUAAAUGCUGCUGGGCCUUUUUGUGACUUUGUUCGGAAACUGGCUGAUAAGGCUGCGCCACCAAUGAUAUCUCCUAGCAGCGGAGUACAUAUUGUUCUCCCUGACUACUACUCUCCAGAAGGGAUGGGGUUAAUUGUUCCAAAGACUAAGGAUGGACGUGUUGUAUUCAUGCUUCCAUGGUUGGGAAGGACAUUAGCAGGGACUACAGAUUCUAAUACUGCCAUCACAAUGCUGCCAGAACCACAUGAGGAUGAGAUUCAAUUCAUAUUGGACGCUCUCACUGAUUACCUCUGUAUCAAGGUACGCCGAACAGAUGUUCUCUCUGCAUGGAGUGGCAUUCGCCCGUUGGCUAUUGAUCCAAGAGCCAAGAACACAGAAAGCAUAUCUCGUGAUCAUGUUGUUUGUGAAGAUUUCCCUGGUCUGGUUACCAUCACCGGUGGAAAAUGGACCACAUAUAGAAGCAUGGCUGAGGAUGCUGUUGAUGCUGCAAUUAAGGCCGGAAAUCUUAAAGCCAAUGAAUGCAUUACUCACAACUUGAUACUUACUGGUGGCCAUGGUUGGGAUCCUGCCAAUUUUACUGUUAUUGCUCAACAGUAUGUCCGAAUGAAGAAGACGUCUGAUGGAAGAGUCGUUCCUGGUGUCAUGGACACUGCUGUAGCAAAGCAUUUAUCGCAAGCAUAUGGUACAUUGGCUGAGCGGGUGGCUUCAAUAGCUCAGAAUGAAGGUUUGGGCAAGCGCCUUGCCCACGGAUACCCUUUCCUUGAAGCAGAAGUAGCUUACUGUGCUCGAUAUGAGUAUUGUGAGUCUGCAACUGAUUUUAUUGCUCGAAGAUGUCGGCUUGCUUUUCUUGAUACUGAUGCAGCUAGUCGGACUCUGCCCCGCGUCAUUGAAAUACUAGCAGCAGAACAUAAUUGGGAUAAAUCGAGAAAGAAUGAUGAGUUUAAGAAGGCUAAGGAAUUCCUGGAGACCUUCAAAUCAUCAAAAAAUGCUCAGUUUCAUGACGGUAAACAUGAGUAGGAUACCUAUUUCUAUCUUCGAUUUACUUUUUGGAUUACAGAAGUACUCAAGAAUUUCUAACUAUUGGCAAAAUUCUUGGCAUUGCCCUGCAUCUUUUGGUCAAGAUUGGUUCUUCGCCAAGUCUUCCAUAGGGCCAGAAGUUGACCCUUUUACAAAUAAUGAAACAUAAUCCCAUACUAUAUUACUGGAUUCUGUAAAGUCUAAACCACACAUAAAACUGUAAAUGCAUUUUUUACUUGUAGCAGUCAAAUGCAUCUUUUCUGACAUUAGAUAGUAGCCUAAGAUUACAAUUCUCAUCUCAAACGAUGGCCUUUUUUUUUUUUUUUUUUUUUUUUUUGGGG
Molecule: messenger RNA, 2626 nt
Organism: Chenopodium quinoa (quinoa)
Lineage: Eukaryota; Viridiplantae; Streptophyta; Magnoliopsida; Caryophyllales; Amaranthaceae
Product: glycerol-3-phosphate dehydrogenase SDP6, mitochondrial-like
Exons: 6
Coding region: 414-2285 (623 amino acids)
Biological process (GO): glycerol-3-phosphate metabolic process
Cellular component (GO): glycerol-3-phosphate dehydrogenase (FAD) complex; mitochondrion
Molecular function (GO): glycerol-3-phosphate dehydrogenase (quinone) activity
Source: RefSeq, a predicted model, not a curated record